Tetrapisispora phaffii CBS 4417 is the source of this 1179-nucleotide messenger RNA. RefSeq names its product tRNA 1-methyladenosine methyltransferase subunit GCD14 (gene GCD14). Gene Ontology annotation, biological process: tRNA methylation. The record is from RefSeq and is a predicted model, not a curated record. The transcript has a single exon. NCBI's taxonomy places the organism in Eukaryota, Fungi, Ascomycota, Saccharomycetes, Saccharomycetales, Saccharomycetaceae. Gene Ontology annotation, cellular component: tRNA (m1A) methyltransferase complex; nucleus. Bases 1 to 1179 code for a protein of 392 amino acids.
AUGAAUUCGGUUUUUUCUGAAUACAAGGAUUUUAUACAAGAAGGUGAUUUGGCCUUGGCUUGGAUCUCUAGAAAUAAUAUCAAAGCUAUUACGAUUGAGAAAGAUGGUGUGUUCAAUACUCGUUAUGGUUCUUUCCUACAUUCGGGUAUGAUUGGUAAGCCCUAUGGUUCGCAGAUCGCAAUUAGAACCAAAGGUAAUAAUAAAUUUGCAUUUAUUCAUAUAUUACAACCAACUCCAGAAUUAUGGACUCUAUCAUUGCCACAUAGAACCCAGAUUGUUUACACUCCAGAUUCUUCUUAUAUCAUGCAGAGGUUCAACUGUGGCCCAAACACAAGGGUUAUUGAAGCAGGUACUGGUUCAGGGUCUUUUUCUCAUGCAUUUGCUAGAUCAUCGAAUCAUUUAUUCACUUUUGAGUUCCAUGAAGUUAGAUAUGAGCAAGCUUUAGAAGAGUUUCAAGACCAUGGUCUUAUUGGUAAUGACGAUGCCAAAUCGAACGAAGCUUUUAAAAAUGUAACGAUAACGCAUAGAGAUGUUUGUGAAAAUGGUUUCACGAUAAAACAAACUGAUAAAACGUCAUACAAGUUUGCAGAAGGUGAAGAUGAGGUUAAAAUCAAUGCUAAUGUUGUGUUUUUAGAUUUGCCUGCCCCAUGGAAUGCCAUUCCAAACUUAGAUCAAGUCAUUAGUAAGAAUGAGAAAGUUGGUGUAUGUUGUUUUUCUCCCUGCAUUGAACAAGUUGACAAAACGAUUGAAUCAUUAAUCGGCAACGGUUGGACUGAGAUUGAAAUGGUGGAAAUCCAAGGAAAGCAAUAUGAAGCACGUAGACAAAUGGAAAGAACUUUGGACGAUGCGUUAAUUAGAUUGAAAGAUAUCAAAUCUAGAAAGUUAGAAGGCGUAGAAAGACGCAAGAGAUUACUCGAGGAAACAAUGAACGACAUAUCACACGAAGAAAAAACGGAGGAUAAAGACAGUAAAAGGCCAAGUGUUGCAAAGACUAGAUACAAUCCGUUCGGUAAAGGGCAGAGAAUAAAAGAAGGUGAUUCGAACUAUUCUUGGUUACAAGUAACCAAAGUCGAAUCUGAAAUCAAGUCACACACCUCAUACCUGACAUUUGCAUAUAAAACUAUUUCUAAGGAAAGGGACGUUGAAUUAGUCUCCAAGCUUAUCGAGAACUCUGGAUAA